Molecule: messenger RNA, 1044 nt
Organism: Prinia subflava (tawny-flanked prinia)
Lineage: Eukaryota; Metazoa; Chordata; Aves; Passeriformes; Cisticolidae
Product: basic salivary proline-rich protein 2-like
Exons: 3
Coding region: 1-1044 (347 amino acids)
Source: RefSeq, a predicted model, not a curated record
AUGACUAAUUCUAGGAUUGCUUUGUGUGACGUUCACCACACCGAGAAGCUGUGUCUGAAGGUUAGCACAGAGCGCACCGACGCUGGGCGUCCUCGGCUCCUGCCGUCGGUUCUUCCCCUCAGCCGAGGAGCAGCACGGCCCGUCCCUGGCUCGUAUCCUGCUCACCCCGCGGAGGAUGUUCCGGCUCCUCUCGCUUGGGCCCGGUGCCGUCGGGGCCGCGGGUCCCGCCCGACCCGGCCGCCAGCGCCCUCAGCGCGGGCGGCGGCGCCACCUAGCGGCGGGCUGCAGGGGGUGCCGCCCGCGGGACCGAUACGGCCUCAGGGGAAAACCUCCCCACCACCGAUACGGCCUCAGGGGAAAACCUCCCCACCACCGAUACAGCCUCAGGGGAAAAACUCCGCACCACCGAUACAGCCUCAGGGAAAAACCUCCCCACCACCGAUACAGCCUCAGGGGAAAAACCUCCCCACCACCGAUACAGCCUCAGGGGAAAAACCUCCCCACCACCGAUACAGCCUCAGGGGAAAAACCUCCCCACCACCGAUACAGCCUCAGGGGAAAAACCUCCCCACCACCGAUACGGCCUCAGGGAAAAACCUCCGCACCACCUAUACGGCCUCAGGGGAAAAACCUCCCCACCACCGAUACGGCCUCAGGGAAAAACCUCCCCACCACCGAUACGGCCUCAGGGAAAAACCUCCCCACCACCGAUACGGCCUCAGGGAAAAACCUCCCCACCACCGAUACGGCCUCAGGGGAAAACCUCCCCACCACCGUGACUCCGAUACAGCCUCAGGGAAAACCCGCCCCCCUCGCUCCCUCCCCACUCCCCAGCCCGGCUUCACCGGCUCUCGCAACCCGGAGGUCGGUCCAGUCCCGCCCCGUUACAUCUCUGUGCCUGCAGCCCGUCCUCUGCCCGGCCCCUGCCAGAGCUGCGGGGCUGCUCCCCUGCAUCCCGCACUCUCCACACAUUCCUUCAUCCACCCCCAGGCUGUGCAAGGGUCCUCAAAGAAGCCUUCAGCAGGGACCACAGCUUCCCCGUGA